Dioscorea cayenensis subsp. rotundata (Guinea yam) is the source of this 2418-nucleotide messenger RNA. RefSeq lists its product as uncharacterized. Lineage: Eukaryota; Viridiplantae; Streptophyta; Magnoliopsida; Dioscoreales; Dioscoreaceae. Bases 114 to 2255 code for a protein of 713 amino acids. Gene Ontology annotation, molecular function: protein binding; zinc ion binding. The record is from RefSeq and is a predicted model, not a curated record. The transcript has 3 exons.
GGAAAAGUCCACGGAGAGAAAGGGCGCUAGGGUUUCGAUUUCCCAUCGAUCGAUCUCCCACGGCGCUGUGUGUGGAUGCGAGCUUCGAUCGCUUCGAGGAUUAGCAUCCAAGUAUGGCAGGGGGGCGAAUAGUAACUAUCUGCCAGUUUGGUGGUGAAUUUGUUACUAAUAGUGAUGGGUCUAUGUCGUAUGAUGGUGGAGAUGCAAAAGCAAUGGAAAUUAACCGUGAAAUGAAAUUCAGUGAAUUUAAAUCAGAGUUAUCAAGUAUGUUCGACAGCAGCACGGAUGGUUUUACCAUAAAAUACUUCCUUCCAAACAAUAAGAAGACUUUGAUUACUGUAUCCAAUGACAAUGAUUUAAAGCGUAUGGUAGACUUUAAUGCUGAUUCAGCGACCACAGAUGUUUAUGUUCUGAAGAAGAACAGGAACAGGACAAUAAUAAGGAGCACUCCAGCUGACUCGGGCACUUCCACUGAUGGCAACACUGCUGUGGUAGCUCCCCGAAGGGGUGCCAAGCGGCUAAGGUUGAGCACCACUGGUCAAGAAGGCCUAAUCACUGGUGUGGGGCAGGUGUUUGAUGGCCCGAAGCCCUUCCGUGAUGCACUUCAGAAGUAUGGCGCGACAAAUAAUUUUUCAUUUAAAUUCAUUAAAAAUGAUGCAGCUUCUGUAAUUGCUGAAUGUUCUGUUGAGGGCUGUUCAUGGCGGAUACAGGCAUCCAGGUCAGCUAAGAAGGAGUUUACAAUAAAGAAAAUGAAUGACACCCAUACAUGCGGUAGGGUGAUUAGCAAAGAAGGCCAUCGUUUAGCAUCACAGCAAUGGGUUGCUAAUAUUAUAAAGGACAAAUUGCGUGAUAGCCCAGAUUAUAAGCCAAGGGAAAUCUUGAAUGAUCUCCAACGAGAAUAUGGGCUCAACUUGAAUUAUGCACAAGCAUGGCGGGGGAGAUCCAUUGCCGAGAAAGAGCUUAACAAUUCACACAAAGAAGCAUGUGAUCAGUUGAAUUGGUUUUGCAACCGGAUAAUGGAGACAAAUCCUGGCAGUGUGGCUGUGUUACAAACAACAGGUGAUAUGAGAUUUCACGUUUUCGUUGCAUUUCAUGCCUCCCUUGGUGGAUUUGAGCAUGGCUGCCGCCCACUAAUUUUUCUUGAUGCGAUACCGCUUAAAGCAAACAAACAGUGGAAGUUGUUGGUUGCAACUGCAGUUGAUGGAGAAAAUAAUAUUUUCCCAGUUUCAUUUUCUGUUGCUGAGGCCGAGACGAAUGACAAUUGGCUUUGGUUUUUGGUUCAACUCAAAUCAGCUUUUUCUAUGUCUCGGACCAUAACCUUCGUUUCGAACAAACAAAAUGGCUUGGAAGAGGCAGUGGCUCAAGUAUUUGAGGAUAGCUAUCAUGGAUACUGUGUGCAUCAGCUCAUUGAGAACUUCAAGGCAGAGUUGGAUGAGUCAUGGACACAAGAGGUGAAAGAUGUUCUGGUUCAUACGUUUGAGCGAUGUGUAUUUGCUUGUAAGGUGGAGGAGUUUAAUGAAUGCGUCACAAGCAUAAAGGCUGAAUCCCAAGAACUUUCUGAAUGGGUUUUGGCUAGCAAACCAGAGAUCUGGUCAAAUGCAUACUUCAAGGGUCACCGGUUCGGUCAUUACUACUCCAAUGCUGCAGAUACAUUUAAUAACUGGAUUUCAAUGCGAUAUGAGCCAUCUCUGGUGCAGAUUGUUGAUGUAAUUAGGUGUAAGAUGAUGGAGAUGAUGUACUCACGACGGGAGUCUUCGAACACUUGGACCGAGGCACUUACACCAUCAGUAAAUCGUAGAAUGGAAGAAGAGAUGGUCAAAGCACAGGCUCUCAAUGUGGUAUGUACAUCAGGCAGUGUCUUCGAGGUGCAGGAUGAUUCUAUCAAUGUCGUUAAUAUUGAAACCUGGGAAUGCACAUGCCGAAGAUGGCAGGUUUUUGGCUUACCAUGCAUGCACGCCCUUGCAGUAAUUGAGCGCACUGAUGGUUGUGUGUAUGAUUUCUGUUCGAAAUACUUCUUAACGGAAUACUUCCGCUCGACUUACGCCUUGUCAAUAAACCCUAUACCUGAUGCUGGUUGGCCAGGAUGCGGUGAUCCUGUUCACAGUCCAGUUUCAUGCCCUCCUCGAACAAGGCGAAUGGUUGGCCGACCAAAAGUAAAGCCUGCAACUCCCCGGGUAUCGAUCAAGAGAUCAAACCGCUGUGGCAGGUGCAAAUCCUUUGGGCAUAACAAGCAGACGUGCAAAUCACCUGCUUAAAUCUUUUUAUUUAUUGCUCCUAGAAAAUGUUAGUCAGUUUAUGAAGUACAUCCCUUGGUAGAUUGUAUAUUCAUUUGUCAAUCCUUGCUUAAGCCCUUCAUGGUUGUGUCUUUAGACUCCAGAGAACAACCUUUAAUUUGAUUUUUCAAAAGUUGCCGUGGUC